Messenger RNA from Lathyrus oleraceus (garden pea), 811 nucleotides. Its product is annotated as protein RISC-INTERACTING CLEARING 3'-5' EXORIBONUCLEASE 2-like. The transcript is spliced from 3 exons. Bases 122 to 811 code for a protein of 229 amino acids. NCBI's taxonomy places the organism in Eukaryota, Viridiplantae, Streptophyta, Magnoliopsida, Fabales, Fabaceae. Gene Ontology annotation, cellular component: nucleus; cytoplasm. Gene Ontology annotation, molecular function: nucleic acid binding; 3'-5' exonuclease activity. The record is from RefSeq and is a predicted model, not a curated record.
UCUACUCCAACCAUUAAACCUCACCAUCCCUUUCAAGAUUCUACUCCAACGGUUAAACUUCAUCAUACCUUAAAUUACAGUACUUUAUUGAACUGCCAUCUUGUAGUUUUCUACAUCACACAUGGGUCAUAUUGGGUCGUUUGAGCUGAACGGAGUACAUAUCCAAACAAGAGCAACAUCCAACGAGAAAGAGAUCGAGAACCAUAUAUCGUCUUUCUUGCGUCCUUCCCACAAUCAUCGAACCAAAGUUAUCGGUUUCGAUGCCGAGUGGUUUCUGUUAGACGGUACAGAACCAGAAACCAUUACCAAGUCGAAAUGUGCCACCAUACAACUCUGUGAUGGACACUCGUGUCUUAUUAUUCAGCUAAAUCAGUUCAAUUCAUUUGAAAGUGAUUUGAGUAGCCAUAGAGUGACAUGCUUCUUUAACUCACUGCUUAAUCUUUUUUCUCUGCCGGAUUAUACCUUUGUGGGAGUUGGUAUGAAACAUAACUUGGCCAAGUUGGAGCAGCAGUGUGGGAUUGGAUGCAAGAAUGCAGUUGAACUUGGACCGUUGGCUGCUACUCUUAUGAAUAGGCCUCGUUUGAGUUAUUGUGGCGUUGAUGAAUUAGCAUUUGUGGUCAAUAAUCUUGAUUUAAGGAAGCAUAGACCUUUAAACAUGGAUUUUAAUUGGGGUAGCGAUCUACUUAGCACAGAACUUGUUAAACUUGCUGCUGUGAAUGUUUACUCUUACUACAAGAUUGGGAGCACGUUGCUUGGUUGUGAUGCAUCAUUCUCAUCUGAGCCAAGCUUUGAUAUAAAAGUUGACAUAUGA